AUGGAAUAUAUUGGUUUGAGCAAUUUAAGUGAUCUGGUGACACGUGGAUUUUUCAGAGAAGAGAAAGAUGAUGGUCAUUGGUACUGCUGUUGUGAUUUGCCAAAAGACUUGACCAACCUUGCAAAGUUGUGCCGUUUUUAUACCCCAAGUGAGGAGGCGCGUAGUUUGUAUGACCUAAGUGAUGAGAUGCAUUCUCAAAUUUGUAAUGUGGAGAAACUCAGAUUCUUAGAAGAGUUAAAGGUAUUUAGAGUCAGCAAAGAAAGUGAAGGAUUUGAACCAAAGCAACUAGAGCAUUUGGCUGAACUAAGGGAGCUUGGCAUCUAUAACCUUGAGAAUAUAAACAAGGAAGAAGAAGCCACCAAAGCAAAUCUAGGAGAGAAAAACUACUUGGAGAGCUUAACAUUAAAUUGGUAUAUGGCUCAUAUCCCCUGGACUGAAACUCUGCGCAAUGUGAACAUAAGUGAUGUAAAGCUACUAGAAAAGUUUGAGUACUCAACAUCAUCCUACAGUGGAUUUGAAAUUGAAAUUAUUGGAAAGGAUGAUCUGGAGAGCUUAGAUCAGGUGCUAGCAUUCAGUAACCUGGCAGUUCUCGAGAAGCUGAGACUUAGCAAGUUCCCACCUAUGGAUUUGAAGCACCUUCUAAUGCUAACCUCAUUGAAGAAAUUGGUUGUAGAUUGUUUAGAUGGUGUUGUUGGGCGAGUAGGAGAUGCGUGUGAUGUGGAAUGGCAGCACCGUGUUGAGCAUCUGGUGGUCCAGAAAUCAAGUGGGGAGGAAUUAACAGAGCUCCUCACCCACCUCCCAACGCUCUCCAAUCUGGGAAUCUAUAGGUGUGAAAAGAUAACACAGCUGUCAGUGGAGAUGCCCCAACUCUCUGUUGGCUCUCCUUCAUGCCGCCCUUUCCCAUCCUUCCUGCAAAACCUCGAUAUUGUCAGUGUGGAAGGCAUGGGGACGUUGGAGCCACUCUCAAACCUCACCUCUCUCACCCGAUUAUAUUUGGCGGACUGCGGAGAGGAUCUAAGAUGCAAGGGCCUAGGGUCUAUCAUUACUGCAAGGGGACAACUCAGAGAAUUAGUCAUCUAUAGCUUCCCUAGAUUCUUUGCUGGAUGGGAUCCUCAUCCCAGGAAGGCGCAGCUGCAUGAUGGAGGAGAAGUGCAGGAUCUGCAACAGCUUGUUUCCCCACUAAGUUCAUCCAAAUUGCAGAAGCUUUGUUUUGAGUGGGCCACGGGACUCCUUGUUGCGCCCAUCUGCAGAUUCCUGUCUUCCUCCCUAACCUGCUUGUUCCUUUAUGGGGAGAAAAAGAUGGAGCGCUUUACCAAUGAGCAAGAGGUCGCCCUUCACCUCCUCACCUCCCUCCAAGAACUCGAGUUUCGGUUUUUCGAAAAGCUUCAGAGCCUCCCUGCAGGGCUGCACAAGCUUCCCAGUCUCAAGAAAUUACAGCUCUCUUCAUGUCCAGCCGUCCGGUCGCUGCCCAAGGAUGGCGUCCCCAAAUCACUACAAGAAUUAGAUGUCGGUUGGUGCAAAAACAAGGAGCUAAGACAAGAGUGCAGGGUGUUAGUGGGAACCAUCCCAAGGCCUCUUCCUUGGAGACCUCUUGCACAUUCCUCAAGCCUGGUAGAGCUCAAGUCUCACCAAAUGAAUGAGGGUCUUCCCUUCCUGUACAUUUGUUCUCGUAGGCUUCUACAUACUCUGCAUUUAAAUUUCUGUGUCCAUCACUCAUCAGAACUAAUUUAA
This is a messenger RNA of Triticum turgidum subsp. durum (durum wheat), 1731 nucleotides long. NCBI's taxonomy places the organism in Eukaryota, Viridiplantae, Streptophyta, Magnoliopsida, Poales, Poaceae. The record is from the annotation of a GenBank genome assembly.